GAUAAUCAGUACUGCCUCUCAAAGAUUUGAGUCUAACUGUAGUAGAUGUAGUGUGUUUAUUGCAAUGAUUAAACAAAAUGCGUAGGCCUAGUUCCAGGUACAAUGUUUACAUUUACUCUUCAGCAACCAUGCUGGUUUGAUGCCUGUGCCUUAAACUUAAGGCAGUUGGCAGUGGAGCAGGGGUUUGGAGGGCCUGAAAGCCAAGAGAAAGCAGAAUGGAUGGUCGAGGCAGUAGACACCUGGUUCAGAGAAAAUGAUGGCAUAGAGCCGUAUGAAGUAGAGGACUUCCUGGCCGACAUAUUGAAUGAAGAAUUUGACCUGCGUUUAGAAGACAAUAGCCUUCCAGAGAUUUCAAGACUCAUUUGCACCUUUUACCGGCUCUGUCAGGAAAACAAGAGCGAAGAAAUUGCACAGAGAUUGAACGUGUUACCCAGAGCCUCAAUUCAACACUGCCAACAGGGGCAGAACAGGGUGGAGGAAAUGGAUAGUGAUGAAGAGGCUCCUGGUCCCCCUCCGUCCUCCCACUCUAAUGUCCCUCCUGCUGGACAGAAUUCUGCAUCACAAGAAACCGGUGACGACAUGGAAACGGCAGAGGGUGCUGAAGACAAAGAGGACGAAGACGGAUUUAAAGUCGUCCGACAUGGGCGAAAGAAAAGAUAACAGAGGACUCUUGUCUUUUUCUCUCCUUUUUCUGCACCUUUACUGUUAAUAGAUGGACAUUAUUCACCAGAGUUCGUUUUGUUGCUCAGAUUGUUUUUUUAUGUGUAUUUUUUUGUUUGAGAGACAAGGUGUACUUUUACCUAUCCUAUCUAUCAGUGUUUGUUGAUCUCAUGCUUCAGUGUUGGAGGGUGCCACAAGUAGGUCCUAUUUCUUUUCUUUCCCUCUGUUUUUUCUGUUUGUCCAUCUUGCUUUUUUUCCCUUUAACUGAAUGACUGUGUUAUUGUGUCAACAUGAUUUUUUUUUUCUUUACUCAAACAGCCUCAUGUGUCAGGUGCAGGGGAUAUUUAAGGACAGUGGGUUUUUACUGAAAAUAGUCCAGUAAAGUAAUAGUAUCAAGGCGAUACAGAAAAACUUCAAUUUAAGAUUUUAAGAAAAUCAUCCACCAGUGCUCCUUAGGCUCAAAUAUAGUUUGGAAAUUUUUUUUGAUGGCGUCAUGUCAUGUGUCUUACUCAUGCUGCAAAGUUGGUUGUUGUUUUUUUGUGUUUUUUUUAGUAAAAUCCUCUUUGUAGU
This is a messenger RNA of Aplysia californica (California sea hare), 1230 nucleotides long. RefSeq names its product pre-rRNA-processing protein TSR2 homolog. Gene Ontology annotation, biological process: maturation of SSU-rRNA from tricistronic rRNA transcript (SSU-rRNA, 5.8S rRNA, LSU-rRNA). Gene Ontology annotation, cellular component: nucleus. The record is from RefSeq and is a predicted model, not a curated record. Lineage: Eukaryota; Metazoa; Mollusca; Gastropoda; Aplysiida; Aplysiidae. The transcript has 6 exons. The coding region runs from base 103 to 660 and encodes 185 amino acids.